CCGGCAAAACUACGCGGCAGGUGUUGGCUGGUUGGUCUACGAAUCGAUGUUGUACGAUGAUUGAGAACAACACAAAAUGCAAACUUAUAACGCAAAAAAUCUUGCGCAAAACACAUAAGUACCGUGAACAUUUAAUCGACCCUAUGGAGCACUGACAACGAUUGGAAAUAGUUUUACGACCCGGCUUACGGAUUAGCGACUGAAUAUUUUCAAAACAAGUAUUGAUUUCUCGACGUUUGUGUAAGAAACAAAAAACAAAAUGAAUGAACUUUGCGCUUGAUACGGGACAGGAACAAUGAACGACAACAGCAGUGCGCCCGAAGCCGUAGCAGAUAACAAUAACUGCAGCGACUACUAUGACAACAGCGGCGGCGGCAAUUCGUCAAACCUUUGUCCGGUGUUCAGCACGGCCGACGGCGACGAAUACAGUUUACUAUUCGAGUUCAUUACUUACGGGAUCCUGUUAAACGUGAUCGGAGUGUUUGGCAUACUCGGUAAUGUGAUAUCCAUGAUCAUAUUGUCCAGACCGCAGAUGAAGUCGUCGAUCAAUUACCUGUUGAUCGGUUUGGCCCGCUGCGACACGGUGCUGAUAAUCACUUCCAUGCUGCUGUUCGGUCUUCAGAGCAUCUACCCGUCUACCACAUAUCUUUUCAAUUAUUAUUACAAGGUUUACCCGCUCAUUGCACCGGUCGUCUACCCGAUCGCCAUGAUUUCUCAAACCGUGUCCGUGUACCUGACGCUGACGGUGACACUAGAACGUUUCGUGGCCGUCUGUCACCCUCUACGGGCCCGGUCGCUGUGUACUUACGGCCGUGCCCGCGCCUACGUGGUGGUCAUCAUCGUGUUUUCCGUGGUGUACAACAUCACCAGGUUUUGGGAGGUGCGCGUUCACAAGUGUAUACACCCCGAGUACGACCAGUACGUGUACCAGGUCUACCCGAGCCCACUGCGAAACGAUAAAUCGUACAUAUCCAUUUACAUACACUGGAUGUAUCUGGUCAUCAUGUACUUCAUACCGUUCGGCUCGUUGGCCGUGUUGAACGCAGCCAUCUACAAUCAGGUGAGGAUGGCGAACAGAGAGCGACAGCGGUUGUCCCGGCUGCAGAAGAAGGAGAUAGGGCUGGCCACGAUGUUGCUGUGCGUGGUGGUCGUGUUCCUGUUGUGCAACGUUUGGGCGCUCAUAUCAAACAUCAUCGAGGCGUUCUACGGCAUCACCGUGGACGAACUGGUCAAGGUCAGCAACCUGUUGGUCACCAUCAACUCGUCCGUGAACUUUGUCAUCUACGUGAUAUUCGGCGAGAAGUUCAAACGGCUGUUCUUCAAGCUGUUCUUCCCCGGGGGCUUCUGGAUGUGCGGCUGGCAUCCGCCGGGCGGGCCCCGCGGCACCGACGACUACCAGGCCGACCACGCGGCCAUCGACGACAGCGUGGUGUCGUACAACGGCGGAGUGGCCGGCGGUCACCAUCAUCAUCAUCAUCAGCUGAAAGGAGGCGGGCUCGAGUGCCGUCAUCAGCUGCAGUCGUCGUCCGUGCGCCGUUCCCACUCUUGCCACCUUCACCGGUCGGCUUGCAACAAGUUCAAACGGUCGCGGUCGCACUGUCAGACAAUAAAGCUCAUAGACGGCCCGAACCACCCCGGCGACCGCGUGGCCGGCGAGCGCGUGUUCUACUCGAGGAAAUCCAACAGCGGCGUAUGGGAGACGUCCACCACGACCACGACCAACGUCCAUCAGAUUUGAACCGCCAUUGUGUCGUUGUACACGUGUGUAUACAGGGUGAUCCGAAUGCGUAAGUUCCUCUGCGAUAUCGUCCGGUCUGCCCUCACACGACAUUCGGCAACACGGACUAUAUCCCGAAGAGCACAAACAAUUUCGUUAAAAAUAUUAAAUACCCCCCCCCCUCGGCCGGCCAAAUGCCAAGAAUGGUGCGAGACCGUCUAUGUAGGUACUUCCGUGGUAAGUCCGAAUUCGGAUCGUCCUAGAAACUCAUCGAGAACUUACAUAUUUUGUUGUUUUUUUGUGUUGGUAGCACUGAGACAAGACGUUUAGCGACGUCGGUACCAAUUAAUCGUCAGCCAUGUUGUUGUGAAAUUGUAAAUUUAUUACUUUACCUAAAUUUGAGAUGUAUGAUAUGAAUACACGUCGUGGUGAUUCCACCACUUGCAACUUGUAAUAUUUAUUUUUGAAAACACUUUAGCUUGUGUUAUUUUACAAUAUUAGACAAUAUUCAAAUUUUAAUUUUUUUUUCCAGAGCUCAACUUUUGAAACUUAAAUGAUAACGUUUAGUUAAC
Adelges cooleyi (spruce gall adelgid) is the source of this 2289-nucleotide messenger RNA. RefSeq names its product FMRFamide receptor. Gene Ontology annotation, molecular function: G protein-coupled receptor activity. Gene Ontology annotation, cellular component: membrane. The record is from RefSeq and is a predicted model, not a curated record. Gene Ontology annotation, biological process: G protein-coupled receptor signaling pathway. The coding region runs from base 296 to 1738 and encodes 480 amino acids. Lineage: Eukaryota; Metazoa; Arthropoda; Insecta; Hemiptera; Adelgidae. The transcript has 6 exons.